Messenger RNA from Drosophila persimilis, 815 nucleotides. RefSeq names its product protein chibby homolog 1 (gene Cby). The transcript is spliced from 2 exons. The coding region runs from base 30 to 380 and encodes 116 amino acids. Lineage: Eukaryota; Metazoa; Arthropoda; Insecta; Diptera; Drosophilidae. The record is from RefSeq and is a predicted model, not a curated record.
GCUCGACUCAGAAACAGUUUCACUCUGCGAUGCCGCUGUUCAACAAGAAAUUCGAGUCCAAGCCGAUACCGCUGCGUCAGAAUCGAUGCAAUAUUGGCAUUCCUGCUGUCGCCGAGGAUCUUGAUGACUUUCGCCAGAUUUCGCUGAAUCUGGGCAACAAGGAGCUGCGCUUUGCCGAUGGCAUCUGGAUGCACUCGACGCGCAAGGGCGAUGUGGACGAUAUGCUGCGUCUGAAAAAGAAGUUCCGUGUCCUGGAAGAGGAGAACAAUAUGUCCAAUUUGAAGAUGGAAUUUAUGCUGGAUCUACUGGCGGAGCAGGCAUCGGAAUUGAACGAACUAAAGCCGAGGGAAAAGAGCACAUUUGAAAAUGUAAAGAAAUAAAAAAAGCAUACGUGUGACAGCGGAUAUUACUCGUUUUGGAUAUUCGGUUGAAUACUGUGAGCUGGCCUAAGAUUUUGGAAUAUUUUUAAGAAUACCGGUUAACAUUCACUAAGCUUCUCCUAAAUUUACCUGAUUCUGAUAAAAUCCCAACCACACACUUGAGAUAUAUUUCUAAUACUUCUUUAUACAGUUUCAAUGGCCAUGGCAGGGGGAGAUAUCAAAAUGUUCUGUUUUGGGUACCUAGGGGCUUUGGUUGACUAGACCAUUGGGCAUUAAUUUGGGAUUUGUUGGGCGAACGUUCGAUGAAUGGAACUGGUCAAAAUUGGUGGCAUUGUUGUCGCCAUUGGCAGGCAAUCUAUAGACGCCAUCGGUACGGUGCGGUUCGGUUUGGCCUGCCGUCAGGCUGCCGCUUGGCUCCCGCUCUAUUUAUUGUAU